AAACAAACACAUAUCACACAACACACACCCCCCACAGGUUGUUUGAUUGAGAAUUAUGGAAGGUGCAGAAGAAGUUGGAGUUGUGGGCGCAGAGAUUGAUACAAGUGCACCCUUCCGAUCUGUUAAAGAGGCCGUCGUCUUGUUCGGCGAUCGGGUUUUAGCCGGUGAGCUCUAUGCCAACAAACUCAAACAGAUGCAGGAUAAAGCAAGUGAAUAUGGCCACAUCCCUUUGAGGCUUGGAACUGUGACUGCUGAGUUAGAGGAGACAAAGCAAAGCCUUCAAAAGGCACGGGAAGAAAGCAUGCAAAUGGCAAGCUGCCUCUCUACUUUACAAGAGGAACUCGAUAGGACUAAAAUGGAGCUUCAACAACUAAUGCAACACAAAAAAUACUUGCUCGAUUUAGAGAUUAAUGAAGACCUCAAAUUUGUCAAAGACCCUACAAAAUUACAAGUAAAAAAGGAAACUAGUGAUGAAAAAAUUAAGUUUCAGAAAAAGAAAUUUGUGAGAUUUGCAAAUCCUCCAUCCGUUUCUCAAAUUUUAGUACCGGAACCAAGUGAUGAUGCUGUGCUCCAAAGGCACCCUUCUCUAAAGAAGAAGAAGAAGAAGAAGAAGAAGAAGCAAUUGAUCCCACUUAUUGGAAGGAUUCUUUCAAUAAUUAAGGGUAAUUCUGAAUAAGAACUCGUUGAAGUUUGGAGCCUUCUAUCAAGUUAAAAGACUAAAAUUUUUCAAUUUAAUUCCAAAGGCACAUAGAUAGAGGCCUACUUUAAUAAGAGAAAAUGAGUAUCAUGAAUUAAAGCUCAUCCUUCUGUUUUUUCUUUUAUUCAGUUCUAUGAAAGUCAGUUGUGAUUCAUUAACUUUUUCUUCUAUUUAGAAAUGGAUUGAA
Olea europaea var. sylvestris is the source of this 884-nucleotide messenger RNA. Its product is annotated as WEB family protein At1g75720-like. Bases 56 to 676 code for a protein of 206 amino acids. The record is from RefSeq and is a predicted model, not a curated record. The transcript has 2 exons. NCBI's taxonomy places the organism in Eukaryota, Viridiplantae, Streptophyta, Magnoliopsida, Lamiales, Oleaceae.